AUCACGAGGGGCACGUGAAGGCAGCAGGAGGAACAGUCGGUGGGGGACAGCGGGCUCCACAGUGUUUUCCAGACGUUUGUGGGCAAAUAUUUCGCGAUGGAUUCACAACCUCCGCCGAAGCCGUGGGAGAGACGGAUCCCGGGGGCUCUGACUGCACCUGUGAACUACAGGUCUGUAGACUUUGUCCCGGCUCCAGGCCCGUCCACGUCCGUCGGCCCCCCUGUCCUUACGAGGAUGGUGCCCCCGCCGCCCCCUCGUCCCGUCCAGCAGUCCUACCGUCCGGCCUACAGCUCUUUCAACUCUUCUUACAGCCCCUAUGGGAGCUCCAUGUACAGUGGAUACAGCCCCUACAACGCCUAUGGUGGCGGCGGCGGCGGCUAUGGCAUGGGAGGGUACAGCCGCUUCUCUCAACACGAAGACGUCGCCCCCAGCAGGUUUGUGCAGCACGCGGAGGAGAGCAGCCGCGGAGCCUUCCAGUCAAUUGAAAGCAUCGUCCAGGCCUUCGCCUCCGUCAGCAUGAUGUUGGACGCCACCUUCUCUGCCGUGUAUAACAGUUUCCGCGCCGUGCUGGAUGUAGCCAACCACCUAACACGGCUGCGUGCACACCUCACCCGAGUGCUGUCCGCCUUUGCUCUGGUGCGCACCUUGCGUUACCUCUACCGACGGCUGCAGAGGUUGCUGGGGCGGAGGUCGGAUGCCGAAGUCGAGGACUUAUGGGCGGACAGUGCCACUGAUGCCCUCGCUACAAGUGCGUCCACUGGGUUUGGAACAGGAAUGGAGGAUCAAACUGUCAAAUCUUGGCCAAUCUUGCUGUUUUUUGCUGUGGUCUUGGGUGGACCCUACCUCAUCUGGAGACUGCUGAGCUCUAUACCUCGCUCCGAAGAUAGUGCUACCAACUGGGCCAGUGGUGAGGACGACCAUGUAGUGGCCAGAGCGGAGUAUGACUUCUCAGCUGCAUCUGAGGAGGAGAUUUCUCUGCGGGCGGGAGAUAUGCUCAACCUCGCCCCUAAAGAGCAACAGCCCAGGGUGCGUGGCUGGCUGCUGGCCAGCGUGGAUGGUCAGACCACAGGGCUCGUCCCAGCCAACUACGUCAAGGUACUUGGUAAGAGGAGAGGCCGCAAAAACGCAGAGAUGGAGAGACUUUCUCAGAUCCAGCAAGCGAAUGCACAGGCCUCCCAGUCGGCCUUGGCCGCACUCCCGCAACCGAAUCCUGCCCAAGCCUUACCCCCAGGCCUCGGUUCAGCCUCCACCUCACUUGCCUCAGAGGAGCUGCUAGAGUCGGUGUACACAGAAACACCAGCUUCCUUCAGUCUGGGAACGUCCAACUCCAGUGUGCCCUCCAGCACAGUGCUUAACAUAAAUGAGAAGACUGAUCUGUGAUGUUUGUGCAUUCCUCUGCUCACAACAUCGGUCGGCUCAGUCUUUACUGGUUUGCAAUGUUGAACUCUGAAGCUUGACUAAUAAUCAGCUGUCAAUAGAUGCUUGGAGAAAGACCAUGGACGUCAUCAAAGAAGCUCAAUGUACUUCGUAGACUCAUCUAUGAUGGUUCAAAUCAUCGCACACAAUCUGGGCCUUCUGCUAAGGUUAUUGGUCAGAAGAGGUUUUACUGUUCUGUUUAGGGUCGGUGUGUUUAUCUUUACAUUUCUUUAGUCAGAGCUUGGAAAAUAAAGUAUUGUGUAUUAUCUAAAUGUGGUACACUGCACUGUUGUUCUUAAGGAUCAUGUCUGAUACAAGACGUUAUGGCUUGAGAUUGUUCAGUAACCGAAAUGAGAACUAAUCUAACGUGUUUUGUUUAACGCUGUAAUAAUUUAAAAUUGUGUUUGAUCUAGGCCUUCACGUUGAUGUCGACUUUAUGAAGCAAAUGGGAUUCGAUUUGUUCAAGAUGAAAAGAGGCUAAUUUUGCACACUUUCAAUAGUUCACAGGAAGUGAUUUUGUAAAUAUUUAAUAGUUAUUUUGAAAAUAAAUAUAUUUCAAAAAUGA
Molecule: messenger RNA, 1981 nt
Organism: Scophthalmus maximus (turbot)
Lineage: Eukaryota; Metazoa; Chordata; Actinopteri; Pleuronectiformes; Scophthalmidae
Gene: pex13
Product: peroxisomal biogenesis factor 13
Exons: 4
Coding region: 97-1380 (427 amino acids)
Biological process (GO): protein import into peroxisome matrix, docking
Cellular component (GO): peroxisome; peroxisomal importomer complex; peroxisomal membrane
Molecular function (GO): protein binding
Source: RefSeq, a predicted model, not a curated record